AGAUAAAAGCUGAAGUCAGACUGACAAAGAGCUUAAGAGAAAAGUGCAAAACUAGACAAAAGGACAGGUCCCCAGCUGCAGUGAUGGGUGAAUCGGACAUCUACAUUCGGCACGUUGAGUUGCUGGGGUUUGAGAAGAGAUUUUUACCCAGCCAACACUAUGUUUAUAUGUUUCUGGUGAAAUGGCAAGAUCUGAUAGAAAAAGUUGUGUAUCGGAAGUUCACGGAGAUCUAUGAGUUCCAUAAAGUUUUGAAGGAAAUGUUUCCGAUUGAAUCUGGGGAAAUUAACACAGAGAAUAGGAUAAUCCCACACUUGCCAGCUCCAAGGUGGUUUGACAGCCAACGCUCCACUGAAAACCGGCAAAACACUCUUUCUGAGUAUUCCUCUGCCUUGAUCAACCUUCCUCGCAAGAUCUCCCGUUGUGCGCAUGUCUUGAACUUCUUCAGAGUCAGACCAGAUGAUCUGAACCUGCCUACUGCAAGCCACACCAAGAAACCAGAAACGUUCCUAUUGCCGAAAGAUUCGAAGAAGAUUGCAACAGACAUCACAGGCCCUAUCAUCCUACAGACCUACCGUGCAAUUGCUGACUAUGAGAAGAACUCUAGCACUGAGAUGGCCAUAAAGGUGGGGGACAUGGUGGAUGUGGUGGAGAAGAGUGAAAGUGGAUGGUGGUUUUGUCAGCAAAAGAAUAAACGAGGUUGGGUACCCGCUGCUUAUCUAGAACCAAUGGAUAGUCCAGAUGAAGCUGAAGAACAGGAGCCCAACUAUGCAGGUGAGCUCCAUAUUGUCCGAAAAGGUUACACGGCUGCUCAGGAAGAUGAGAUUUCCCUCAAGGAAGGAGAAACCAUAGAAGUUAUCCAUAAACUGCUUGACGGUUGGUGGGUAGUCAGGAAGGAUGAGACCACAGGCUACUAUCCUUCGAUGUAUCUGCAGAAAGCAGGAGAGGAUAAAAUUAUAGAGAACAAUCAGCUGAAGAACAAAGCUGCACCUCCUCGAAGGUCUAGCAUCACGAAUAUCAAGAGCAUGCACAACCAAAGCCGCAAGCAGAUCAGCCAGGAGACGUACAGGCGAAACAGCGUGAAGUACAUGUUGAGCAAAAAGAAGCUGAAGAACAACUUCAUGAGCAAAACCAACAUUAUCAAGGAAAUAAAUGAGAGUGAUGAAUCCAAGGCUCAGCCGGCAAUACCUCCGAGGCCCAGCAAAGAUUUGAUUCUGAUUCGUUGUUCUGAAAGCACAAAGAGAAAAAUCCAGUGACGAAGAAGUUGUGGGAUUUAUUCAUCUGGCUUUGCUUCCAUCACUGAGGGACUCAAGUUAUCCAAGAAAGGAUCCUUGGAGGGUCUCUGCUUUUUCUGCCUGUCCUGAACAACCUUACAGAGGAGAAAUGACUUCCUCCAGACCCAAAUUCUUACAUACAGUCUGUGUUUGUAUGGCUGGCUUAAUUAAGUUAGUAAAGCUAUGCUGAGUUUGGGUAGUGUUAAAAUCAGUUUAGUUCCCCCCCACCUUGGAUUUGUGCAUUUUUUGAAUUGAGCCUGUUUAAAGAGUAGAGAGUAUUUAUAGCUCAGCGCUGAGCUGUUGAGUUCUUGGGGUUCUCCGAGCAUGGGUUGUUUUCCUGAAGAUGUUUCAUUACCAGCCUUGGUAACAUCAUCAGUGCAAGGAGGAGUGGGGUUUGCUGGUGAUUUAUAUAUAGUAGCCUGCCCUGCCAGUUGUGGCUGGGGUCAAGUUUCUUCUUUGACAGUUUCUUGGAUAACCAGCAACUUUCACCAAGAACCCCAAGUCUGUUUAGCUAGUUCAUGGCUCAAAUGUAUUGUGUGAAUAUAGGUUAAGUGUGUUGUAUGGACUGGGUUCACAUACCUGUCUUAGCCGUAUCAGUUAAAGCCCUAAGAACAGUGUUUUUCCUACAUUCAAAGCCUGUUUAGUUUUCACUUCCAUUUGGGGUUUUGUUUGGGGUGGUGGUGUUACUUUUCUGUGGUUUAGCUCAUUUGCUUAGUUAGGGUCCAAUAUAUGCUAAUGAAGUUUAACGAUAGGUAGAUUUAGGUUUAGAAUUAGUUGAUUAUAUACUAUUAGUUUCAUUGGGAGUGUAAGUAUAUGAUGGUAUAUAGUGAUUUUAUUCUUUUUGCAUAUGUUUUAGUUCUUACCCGCUUACUUUUUAUUCUCAUUUAUUCUCACUGCUUUUGUUUCUGCAAAUCCAGAAAAUGGAUGUCUGUGGACCAAGCCACAGAGUGAGUGAGCACAAAUGUCCAUAGAUGUUUUGAGUCUUGAUCCAUGGGGUAAUGGGCAUUAUAGAGCACACAUCUAGCUUGUAGAUACGAUUCGUCAAGGCACAAGUCUGUCAAUUCAAUGUACUUAUUUUUCAUCUGCCAAUGGUUGUUACCCAUGCAUAAGAUAGGUUGUUUUCUAAAGUAUGUUUUCGGUAUAUGGGAUCCUGUUCUAUGUCCAUUCUUUUGUGCUUGUAUGUAACAUCUGUAACUAUAUGAUUAAUAAACAAGCUGGAGUGAAAA
This is a messenger RNA of Candoia aspera, 2497 nucleotides long. RefSeq names its product neutrophil cytosolic factor 1 (gene NCF1). Gene Ontology annotation, molecular function: phosphatidylinositol binding; protein binding; superoxide-generating NADPH oxidase activator activity. The transcript has 11 exons. Gene Ontology annotation, biological process: superoxide anion generation; respiratory burst. The record is from RefSeq and is a predicted model, not a curated record. Lineage: Eukaryota; Metazoa; Chordata; Lepidosauria; Squamata; Candoiidae. Gene Ontology annotation, cellular component: cytoplasm; NADPH oxidase complex. Bases 84 to 1253 code for a protein of 389 amino acids.